Sphaerulina musiva SO2202 is the source of this 1970-nucleotide messenger RNA. RefSeq lists its product as uncharacterized. Gene Ontology annotation, molecular function: long-chain fatty acid-CoA ligase activity. The record is from RefSeq and is a predicted model, not a curated record. The transcript is spliced from 2 exons. Gene Ontology annotation, cellular component: membrane; endoplasmic reticulum. Bases 7 to 1725 code for a protein of 572 amino acids. NCBI's taxonomy places the organism in Eukaryota, Fungi, Ascomycota, Dothideomycetes, Mycosphaerellales, Mycosphaerellaceae.
GGAAAAAUGGCUAACGCACUCGAGUCGCUCGAUGCCGCCAUCGCCAACCUUCUCGCCGACUGGUCCAUCCUCACCACGCUGCUCGCUCUCGUCAUCGCCGCCUUUCUCGCAUAUCCCAUUGUCUUCCCCGAUGAGCCCGACACCCAUCCUCUCUUGCUGGCUCGACAAGCCACUGCCAGUGCGGUCCGGAACAAGGGCGAGUCGGCCGUCUAUCGAUCGCCCGAAGUGCCGCAUGGCUACCCGCUCAAGACGGGCUUAAAUGUCAAAGAUGCUGGCGCUCCGAGAUGGGCUGCGGGCCGAGACGGAGAUGUGCGAGAUAUCUGGCGAGAAGUGCAACGAGGUGGGAGUGCCGGUCCAGACGGCGGCAAAGAGGUGCCCAAGGGACUCGUCAUGACUGUGUUGGGCCAGGAAGAAGUCGUCGAGCAUGACAUUGAUCAGUUGAGUCGGGAUAUGGCCAUUAUGGGCAAGCACUUCAAGGACGCGGGCGUCAAGAAGGUUGCCAUCUAUCUGCCCAAUAGUGUGGAGUAUCUCCAGACCAUCUUUGCUGCCGCCUUCUUCGGCAUCACACCCGUCCUGCUCCCGUACAACCUCCCACAUGCCAAAGUCUACGAGCUGCUGACGGCCACAGGGGCAGACGCCCUCGUCUCUGCUGCUGGCACUGUACCACUCCAAGACCUGACCAAGUCGUGUACGCAGCUUCGCCUCGUGACUUGGGUCGUGGAGAAGACGAGCAAACACAUGGACUGGAAUGGCGUGCCCGACCAUGCUCAAGAUCACCUCCAAAUCAGCGUCUGGCACAACGUCAUUUCAGAACAUCAAUCCUCUGCAAGCCCAGACCUCCCAAGCAACGAGGCUGGCGAGAAACUCGCAGACUUCAUCUUCGUCUGGCAACCCACCGACCCUAACCUCAAACCCGACAUCGUCACCCUCUCCCAAUCAAACAUCGUAGCAGCAACGGCCGCCCUCAUCUCAGCCGUACCCCUCCGCCAACGCCUCACAUCUGCCGAUCUCGUGCUCCCCGCCGACUCCUUUGGCCACAGCUACGUCCUCUGCCAAACCUUCGCCGCACUCUACACCCACGCCAGCCUUGCCAUCAGCAGCGUCGCUGCCCCAGGUGUCGACCUCACCCUUGUCCAAAAAGCGAUCGCCCCUACAGUCAUCAUCGCGAGCGCCGAGAGCCUCGCAAAACUCCACCACCAACACCUCGGUACUGUGAGCUCCGGCCUCCAAAAGUUCGGAAAGUACACCCAAGACCAAACCAUCGCCGCAGGUCGCUUACCCACCGAUGGAUUACUCUUCAAGUUCCUCGCUCCUCCAUCCAACGGAUCUGCUCAGCCCGGCAAACUCCGUCUCAUCUUCACAUCCGACCGCUGGAGUGCAGGCUCCCCUCCUCUCACCUCCACCAUGCUCUCCGACUUGCGCAUCUUCACCCGCAGUAGAAUCUGCUACGCCUUGACCGUCCCACACGUCGCCGGCGCAGUGGCCCAGACGAAUGUCUUUGAUUAUCGCCGCGUCGAUGGCAGCAGCCACGGACAUUUUGGCGUUCCAUUGAGUUGUGUUGAAGUCAAAUUGUUGAAUCGCGAAAAUGAUCAGAUGGUGAGCGGGAAUGAACCGAUGGGAAAAUUGAAAGUCAUCGGUCCGGCUGUGGCGAGUGGGAAGAAGUGCCAAGUGGAUUUGGAGGUCAAGGCGAAGAUUCGAGAGGAUGGGACGUUGGUUUAUGCGUGAGGUAGGUAGCUCACGUGUCCGGUCAGGUCACGUCAGGUCAGAUCAGAUCGGGAUGGGAGACAGACAGACAGAUGCCUAGAUAGGCAUCAUGGGAAGAGCUGGCCAACCAAGUUUGAGGUGCGUGGAUCAUUCUGCCUGCCUGCUUGCUUGUCGGCCUGCCUGCCUGCUUGUUUACGAUGGAAAGGAGAAGAUGGGAUAGAUAGAUUUCUCGAGAAUGAAAUGAAUGAUGAUGACGAGUUUUAUCU